Grammomys surdaster is the source of this 673-nucleotide messenger RNA. RefSeq names its product phospholipase A2 group IB (gene Pla2g1b). Lineage: Eukaryota; Metazoa; Chordata; Mammalia; Rodentia; Muridae. Bases 139 to 579 code for a protein of 146 amino acids. Gene Ontology annotation, biological process: phospholipid metabolic process; arachidonate secretion; lipid catabolic process. The transcript has 4 exons. Gene Ontology annotation, molecular function: signaling receptor binding; phospholipid binding; calcium ion binding. The record is from RefSeq and is a predicted model, not a curated record.
CCCUCUGGGGAUUUGUUGUUCCCCGAUAGACCCAAGGCCAGCCCAGAAUGGCUAAGAGCAAAGCAAACAGCCUUAUCUUGGGAGCGUGGGGCCCCGACUAUAAAGAGGGAAGUCACUCGAGUCCUUUCCUCACUCAAGAUGAAGCUCCUUCUGCUGGCGGCUCUGCUCACAGCAGGCGCUACUGCCCACAGCAUCACCACUCGGGCUGUGUGGCAGUUCCGCAAUAUGAUCAAGUGCACCAUCCCCGGGAGCGAUCCCCUGAAGGAGUACAACAAUUACGGCUGCUUCUGUGGCUUGGGCGGCUCAGGCACCCCAGUGGACGAAUUAGACAGGUGCUGCCAGACUCAUGACCACUGCUACACUCAGGCUAAGAAGCUGAAAAGCUGUAAAUUCCUCAUAGACAACCCCUACACCAACACGUACUCAUUCAAGUGCUCCGGGAAUGAGAUCACCUGCAGUGACAAAAACAACGACUGUGAGGCGUUCAUCUGCAACUGUGACCGCCAGGCUGCCAUCUGCUUCUCCAAGGCCCCGUACAACAAAGAAAACAAAGAUCUUGACACCAAGGAACGUUGUUAGGCUGUCUCCUCCCUUCCCGCCUACGCUGUCCCUGCCCACCUCGCUGUUUUACUGCGCACCACGCCCUCUUAAUAAAGUAUCUGCGUGAACGAGC